Molecule: messenger RNA, 537 nt
Organism: Gryllus bimaculatus (two-spotted cricket)
Lineage: Eukaryota; Metazoa; Arthropoda; Insecta; Orthoptera; Gryllidae
Source: the annotation of a GenBank genome assembly
GACCUAUCGUCGUAUAUUCACGUGCUGUUCGUAGGGCUGUUUACGCCAUAUCGCAGCCACUGAUUUACUGCUGUUUGGAGUCUGAAGCGUGCAUUUUGGCUUCGAGAAGAUGAUGAGUGCAUAACAAAUAGUGGACUUUUUUUAAUGUUCAUGUUCAGUUGCAAAUCCCUUGUUUGGAAGUGAGGUGACACCCACUGCAGCUAUGGGUGUAAUUGAUCCUUGUACACACAGGCAGCUUUUCAAACUGAAAAUGGUAAGUCUCUUGUAUGUUUGAUCUAGUGCUGUUGAACAUGCUGCUACAGCAAGUGCAACAGAUGCUUAUUCUAGCCUUGUGAAAGGUAAAUAUUUGCUAUAAUCUUGAAGAAUCUCAAUUAUUACUUUGUUGAAUUUAUUGAAGAUGGGAUAGAUCUCAAGUUUGUUUCCAUUUUCAGAUCUUUUUCAUCCAUGUGAGGUGUCAUUCAAGUUUUUAUGGAUGUUUCUCAUGGUAUGUUCCUUUCAAUAUACAGUUAUUAGUGCCAAUUAAGGGCUAAUUAUAGU